AUGUCUGAUUCUAAGCAGAAUACACCCGAGGCUCAGCCAAUGCUAAAGCGUAUCUCUCAGGAUUUACGAUAUCGCAUUUGGUUUGUCUAUCGAAGGAUAUUCUCUCUGGUUUGGCUUGCAAAUAUCGCAGUCCUUAUUGCCUUCUUUUUGGUUCCAAUUGAUCGGACAUGGCUAACAACUAUUGCGUUGGUCAAUCUCACAAUCUCUAUUGUUAUACGUCAGGACUUUAUUAUCAAUCUGAUCUUCACGCUUUGCUGCGCCUAUACCACCUUGGAGGAAUCCAUUCAGGCUGUGCAACCGCAACUGUUUGUUGGCUUACUGGCUCAUUCGCCUAUAGCAUCCGGAACCGGAUACAGUCCUUCACUGCAUGUUUCUUCAGUAGCAACCAUCGUCCUCUCUGGAAUCGCCUUGGCGAUGCUCAUUGGAAUGGUCCUUUCUGCUUAUCCCACACUACGCAAACUAUACCACGACACAUUCGAAGCCGUCCACCGAUUCUUUGGAUGGUCUGUACUUAUACUUGUGUGGGUCCAGGUUAUGCUUACAGUGAGGGACAACAAGCCUCCUCACCAAUCACUUGGGGAAGCUGUUGUCUGCUCUCCAGAGCUAUGGCUUCUCAUCACCAUUACCACCAGCAUUGCCACUUCAUGGACAUUACUUAAGAAAGUCCCUGUUGACUCCGAGGUACUAUCCGAUCAUGCUUUGCGGUUACAUUUCCAAUAUACCAAUGCCAUUCGCGGAAGCUUCAUCCGACUUUCUGAGCGCCCACUGCUCGAAUGGCAUUCCUUUGCAACUAUACCCAUCGCCACAAACGAGGAUCAGAAAAGAGGAUGCUCAGUGAUUGUUUCAAGGGCUGGUGAUUGGACUAGUCGUCAGAUCAGCAAGCCACCGACUAGAAUUUGGGUUCGCGGUAUUCCCACUAUGGGAGUGAUGCGAGUUGCAUCCCUAUUUCGAAGUGUUGUCUUGAUUGGAACAGGGUCUGGUAUUGGGCCACUGCUAGGACACGUACCCCCCUGUCGAUUGCGGUUGAUAUGGUCGGCACCCAGUCCUCUCAAGACAUUUGGUCAUGGUAUUUUAGACUCCGUCUAUAAAGCUGACCCCGAGGCUGUUGUUUGGGACACACGAGAAAACGGUCGUCCUAGUUUGGUUGAGAUUGCUUGUCAUGCAAUGCAAGAGAUUGACGCCGAAGCUGUGAUUAUUAUUUCGAAUGAGACUGUCACACGCAUAGUUGUGGGAGUAAUGGAGAGGAAAGGUGUUCCUGCGUUCGGAGCUAUUUGGGAUAGUUAG
Penicillium canescens is the source of this 1284-nucleotide messenger RNA. RefSeq lists its product as uncharacterized. The record is from RefSeq and is a predicted model, not a curated record. The transcript has 3 exons. The coding region runs from base 1 to 1284 and encodes 427 amino acids. NCBI's taxonomy places the organism in Eukaryota, Fungi, Ascomycota, Eurotiomycetes, Eurotiales, Aspergillaceae.